This is a messenger RNA of Pectinophora gossypiella (pink bollworm), 1933 nucleotides long. RefSeq lists its product as uncharacterized. The coding region runs from base 1 to 1767 and encodes 588 amino acids. The record is from RefSeq and is a predicted model, not a curated record. NCBI's taxonomy places the organism in Eukaryota, Metazoa, Arthropoda, Insecta, Lepidoptera, Gelechiidae. The transcript has a single exon. Gene Ontology annotation, molecular function: nucleic acid binding. Gene Ontology annotation, biological process: DNA integration.
AUGUUACCUUCUAAACUUCAACCGUUCGUACGCAAUCGCGUUGCUGAAAUUUUAGAUAAAGCAGGCAACUGCACUUGGCUUCACGUCCCAACUGAUAAGAACCCUGCUGACCUAAUAUCGCGCGGUAUGAAUAUUAGUGCCAUGCUUAAUUCGGAGUUCUGGUGGACAGGUCCCGAUUUUUUAAAACAAGAACCCAUUCAAUUGCCUUCUCAGCCCACACAUUCUGGGAAAUUACCGGAGACUAAACUUGAGACUACAUUGAACGUUACUGUUACUGAUAACAGUAAAGAAUUAAUUGACUUUUCGCGAUUUUCUAAUUACUCACGGCUUGUACGUACCGUAGCUUACGUUCUGCGGUUUAUUAACCGCUGCAGAAAGCAGUCAUUGUCGGCCGAUUAUUUGAGUAGUGAGGAGUUACAAAAUGCGCUGAAUUUGAUCAUCGUGAAGUGUCAAGACGAGUCCUUUCCAGAAUAUAGACUUCUAUUAAAUAAUAAAGAUUUACCGAAAAAGAGUCCGUUACUAAAAUUCAAUGUUUAUCUGGAUGAGCAUAAAAUCAUGCGUGUUGGUGGUCGUCUUGACAAUUCCGAUUUUUCUUUUAGUAAAAAGCAUCCUAUCUUAUUACAGUCCACUCAUUAUGUUACUAGACUAGUUUUUGAAUCUGAACACAAACGAUUGAUGCAUGCUGGUCCUCAAUUGCUACUGGCAUCUAUUCGAGAAACUUAUUGGCCCAUAGGGGGCCGUAAUUUGGCUAGGGCUUGCUACUAUAAAUGCGUGUUAUGCAGUCGUAUGAAGGGUAAGGUUAUUAACCCUUUGAUGGGAAACUUACCACGGCAGCGUCUUUCCGGAUCAUUUCCAUUUGAGAACGUCGGCGUCGAUUACGCGGGUCCCAUUAUGUGCGCUAGUCGUCAAGGUCGUGGAUGUAGAUUGGUGAAGGUGUAUAUUGCGGUAUUUAUCUGUUUUUCUACUAAAGCUAUACAUCUAGAGUUAGUGGGCAACUUGACGAGCAAUCAUUUCUUACUGGCAUUACGUCGAUUCAUAUCGCGCAGAGGAAAACCUGUUAAUCUCUAUUCAGAUAACGGUACCUCGUUUGUUGGUGCAUACAAAGACAUUUCCAAUUUUUUGAAGGCUAACUGCAAUUGUUUAGGUGAGAGUGUAUCCAAUGAUGGCAUUACGUUCCAUUUUAUCCCAUCUUAUACCCCUCACUUCGGAGGCCUCUGGGAGGCGGGCGUGAAGUCAACCAAGUACCACUUAGUAAGAGUGUUGGGAAAUUGUCACUUAACGUAUGAGGAGCUUAACACCACACUGACGCAAAUCGAAGCCAUUUUGAAUUCACGGCCUCUGACUCCAUUAUCUUCCAAUCCUGCAGACUGCACUCCUUUGACGCCGGGACACUUUUUAAUCGGAAGACCGCUGACUUGUUUGCCUCAACCGGAUCACCAGGACCGACCCAUUCACUCUCUGUCACGUUUUCAACGCAUCGAGCAGCUUCGCCACCAAUUUUGGAACCGGUGGAGUAAAGAAUAUAUUGCAGAGUUGCAGCAUCGAGUAAAGUGGCGAUCGUGCAAGAACGAGUUGAAAUUGGAUUCUCUGGUUGUGGUGAAAGACGACCAGUUACCGCCGCUUAAAUGGAGGUUGGGCAGAAUCGUCGCAGUUCAUCCGGGUCCCGAUGGCAUCGUCCGCGUGGCUGACAUUCGAACGACGACUGGAAUUAUUCGGAGAGCAUUUAGUAAGCUUUGCCCGCUGCCUAUUUCUUCAGAAGUUUGUUGAAAACGCUGUUUUCAACGCCGGGGGGCAUGUUGAAGCGCCUGUCGUCGUAUGCGGAGCAACUCAUUUAAUUAAGUGUAGAUAUUACUUUUCCUGCAGGCGCUUUCUUCCUGUGUUUUAGGGCGUGGUUCAACCCCCCUCACAAUAAACAAGUCAUCAGAACGUGCAA